UUGGAGGGAGAGGGGUCCUUAUACACUGUAUUUAACCCGUUAAUACAGAAUUGUUUAACCAUUACGUUUUUAAAAUGAGGGAGAUCGUUCACCUGCAGGCUGGUCAAUGUGGAAAUCAAAUUGGAGCAAAGUUUUGGGAGGUGAUAAGCGAUGAGCAUGGUAUUGAUCCCACUGGUACCUAUCAUGGGGACAGCGACCUCCAGCUGGAGAGGAUUAAUGUCUAUUACAAUGAGGCAACGGGUGGCAAGUAUGUCCCCCGUGCUGUCUUGGUGGACCUGGAGCCUGGCACAAUGGACUCUGUGAGAUCUGGGCCUUUUGGGCAGGUCUUCCGGCCAGACAACUUUGUCUUUGGCCAGAGUGGUGCUGGAAACAACUGGGCCAAGGGCCACUACACUGAGGGGGCAGAGCUGGUGGAUUCAGUCCUGGAUGUGGUGAGGAAGGAGGCGGAGAGCUGCGACUGCCUGCAGGGUUUCCAGCUCACUCACUCCCUGGGUGGGGGAACGGGCUCUGGUAUGGGUACCCUACUGAUCAGCAAGAUCCGAGAGGAGUACCCCGACCGCAUCAUGAACACGUUCAGCGUGGUGCCCUCUCCCAAAGUGUCGGACACGGUCGUGGAGCCCUACAAUGCCACCCUGUCUGUGCACCAGCUGGUGGAGAACACGGAUGAGACCUACUGCAUUGACAAUGAAGCUCUGUACGAUAUCUGCUUCCGCACUCUCAAGCUGACCACACCCACCUACGGGGACCUCAACCAUCUGGUCUCUGCCACGAUGAGCGGGGUUACCACCUGUCUGCGUUUCCCUGGGCAGCUCAACGCAGAUCUGCGCAAGCUUGCCGUCAAUAUGGUUCCAUUCCCCCGUCUGCAUUUCUUCAUGCCUGGGUUUGCACCCCUCACCAGCAGAGGGAGUCAGCAGUACAGAGCCCUGACAGUGCCUGAGCUCACCCAGCAGAUGUUCGACGCCAAGAACAUGAUGGCUGCCUGCGAUCCACGCCAUGGCCGCUACCUCACGGUGGCUGCUGUCUUCCGUGGUCGGAUGUCCAUGAAGGAAGUUGACGAGCAGAUGCUGAACGUGCAGAACAAGAACAGCAGCUACUUCGUGGAGUGGAUCCCCAACAACGUCAAGACGGCUGUGUGCGACAUUCCUCCUCGUGGCCUCAAGAUGGCCGCCACUUUCAUUGGAAACAGCACGGCCAUCCAGGAGCUGUUCAAGCGCAUCUCUGAACAGUUCACCGCCAUGUUCAGGCGCAAGGCCUUCCUGCACUGGUACACAGGAGAAGGCAUGGAUGAGAUGGAGUUCACUGAGGCUGAGAGCAACAUGAAUGACCUGGUGUCUGAGUACCAGCAGUACCAGGAUGCCACUGCAGAAGAGGAGGGCGAGUUUGAGGAGGAGGGAGAAGAGGAGCUGGCUUAA
Megalops cyprinoides (Indo-Pacific tarpon) is the source of this 1412-nucleotide messenger RNA. It is a transcript of the gene tubb4ba, whose product is annotated as beta-tubulin family protein. Gene Ontology annotation, biological process: microtubule cytoskeleton organization; mitotic cell cycle. NCBI's taxonomy places the organism in Eukaryota, Metazoa, Chordata, Actinopteri, Elopiformes, Megalopidae. Bases 75 to 1412 code for a protein of 445 amino acids. Gene Ontology annotation, molecular function: GTP binding; structural constituent of cytoskeleton; GTPase activity. Gene Ontology annotation, cellular component: cytoplasm; microtubule. The transcript is spliced from 4 exons. The record is from RefSeq and is a predicted model, not a curated record.